Klebsormidium nitens is the source of this 4572-nucleotide messenger RNA. Lineage: Eukaryota; Viridiplantae; Streptophyta; Klebsormidiophyceae; Klebsormidiales; Klebsormidiaceae. The record is from the annotation of a GenBank genome assembly.
AUGUGUGUGAUUGAAGUUGAGAGGUCCAUUGAUAAGAUCGCUUAUGGUUCAUCACAACUGUUUCUUUUGAGCUAUUCAACGCACUCUGUUGAAGCAUAUGCCUCUGAUAAGAAGGCUAGUAAGACCUUGAAAGAUACUUACGAUGCACUAACCCAGGAAGGUUUCACCAGAGAGCAAGUAGAGACCGUGCUGAGGUCCCUGCCACAGGCUGCGGUGUCCUUAGAGUCCGCACUGGACUGGCUAUGUCUCAAGCUGCCAGCACACGAGCUGCCCCUAAAGUUCUCACGGGGCAUACGAACAAGCGUUGAAGAAAGUGGAGGCGUUCAGGUGCUUGCAACCGCUCGUCCUGGCGCUCCAUCUCGCAAGGAGGUUGGAGCCUCGGCUCUCGAGGAAAAAGAGGCGCUUCAAUCCCUCCAGAAGCCUCUGCUAGAUGCCAUUCCUGCCAGGAAAAUUGAGGAGGAUGGGAGGAAGGAACAAGCAGCAUGGAUUCGACAGUACUUGGAUAAACAGGAAGAGACGUCAGAGGAGGAGGAGUCAGCAGGGGGGGAUGAAGAUGACUGGGAGGUCUGGGCCGACCCUCGAGAGCGAGAGCGGCGAAAAGCGAGCCGGGCAGCCGCCGCCCUUGAUCCUGCGGUCAGAACGAGUCAGAUCGCGGAUGAGUAUGCUGCGGCCAAAAUGGAGGCUGGAAAGGCCAAGGCAGCAGGAGACAAGGCCAGACAACAAGCUGCAGGGAAGAUCAUACGGGAGCUCAAAGAGGAGAUGGCAAGGCUAGGGGUGAAAGAAGAUGAUCUUCAUUCGAAGCCGACAACGGGUUUCCAGGAGGAGGCAGGAGAGUCGAUGCCAGGAGCGCCGGCCGGCGCAAUUGCUGAAACAACCACAAGCGCUGAGGAAGGAGACUGGGAGUCGCUGGCUGUUUCGCCAGACACGGAACGUCCAGAUGUUCCAGAAGCAGAUCAUAUCUCCAGGGUAGAGGAGAUUGCGGGGCCAAGCGGAAGCAGCACUUCCGAAGUUCCAAAAAUUGUCUCCACGACAAGUACGAGCACUGAGGCGACCAGGGCGGAGGAGGAAGAGGGUGGGAUGUCGUCAAUGUUCGACGAGGACACUUCGGACGUGGGGCUUCCGGACUCGGUCACUCUGAUGCAGAAGCAGGCGCAGUUCGAGGAGCCGCUCGUGGCGUGGGGCACGGAGUCUGGGGGCAGCAAGGGUCGGCCUCCGGGGGGUAAGGGGAAGGGGCCUGCAAAGGGGGGCGGCGGGGGGGUGGACGUGCAACGGCUGCCGAAGGCGCUGUUGCAGCAGCACUGUCAGAAGGAGGGGUGGCCUGCCCCCCGUUUCGAGAAGCUGCCGGUUGGGGGCACGAGAAUCGAAGGAGGGGGGUAUAGAUACUCGGUGAGGGUCGAACGGCCGGGAAGGGGGAAGGGGAAGAGGGCGAAUGCGGGCCCGCUCGACGUGCAACUCCCUGCAGACGAGGACGGGUGGCCGAGCAUAGGCGACGCUCAAAAUGCCGCUGCGACAUUGGCCUUGUACGAAUUGGUGCGAGAUCAGCCGCUGUAUCGGAUACUGCCGCCGCCAUACAGCGAUAUGUGGAAAGGAUGGCAGCUGCAAGGUUCUGAGGCCCGGACGGAAGCUACCCAAGCCGCGGAACAGCAGCGCGCCGACUUCAUCAACGCGCUCGUCAGCGAGAAAGCGGCGACUGCCCCGACUCGAAGGGCAGAAAACGGUGGCCAAAGGCCCGAGGAAGAGAGCACCAGUGGCGACGAAGACAUGGACUGGUCUCAGCUGGAGACUGGCGAGACGAGCGAGGUUCAGCAACGCAAUGGGGAUCGCUUGAAGAGGGAACUAGAGGCGAGGGGGAGAACGCCGGGGUAUCAAAAGAUGCUGAAAGGUCGGUUGGGCCUGCCGAUCGCGAGGGUGCGGGACGAGAUACUGGGCGCCUUGCGUCAGCAUGACGUGGUCGUUGUGUCCGGAGAGACGGGCUCGGGAAAGACUACACAGGUCCCUCAGUACAUUUUGGACGCGGAGAUUGAGGCGGGCCGGGGCGGCGCCUGCAGCAUUGUGUGCACGCAGCCCCGGCGAAUCGCCGCUGUGUCAGUGGCGGAGAGGGUCGCCAGCGAAAGGUGUGAAGCGGCUCCGGGGGAGAACGGCGCCCUGGUGGGCUACCACGUCCGACUUGAUGCAGCCAGGUCCUCCGAGACCCGGCUGCUCUUCUGCACGACGGGCAUCCUGCUGCGGCGGCUGGCGGGCGACCGCGCUCUCGCUGACGUCAGCCACGUGGUGGUGGACGAGGUGCACGAGCGGACGCUGCAGGGCGACUUCCUGAUGACCAUCCUGCGCGAGCUGCUCGCGCGCCGGAACGGGGGUCGCAGCAGGCUGCCCCCGCUCAAAGUCGUGCUCAUGUCCGCCACUUUGGACGCGGGCCUAUUCUCCAGCUACUUCGGCGGCUGCCCGGUGGUCAGCGCCGAGGGGCGCACCUUCCCCGUGCAGAUGCACUGCCUGGAGGACAUCUACGAGCGGCUCGCCUACAAGCUGGCCGCCGACUCGCCCGCAGCACAGCGUGAGGGCGCGGGUAUGAGAUUUGCACAUGCGUCUCGCAGCAAGAUGGUGGGCGGGAACCAAGACAAGAACAAGCUGAUCAAGGCCGGCUGGGGGGACGAGCUCAAGGCCGGGGGCGGGGACCAGGUUCUCAACCCGAACUACGACGAGGAAUUGUACCAGGACUUCAGCAGCGCUACCAGGAAGAACCUGGCGAGGCUUGACGAGGAGCAGAUUGACUAUGAUCUGCUGGAGGACCUCAUUACGCACAUCGACGAGUCGGGGGACGACUUUGGCGAGGGCGCCGUGCUGGUGUUCCUCCCGGGCAUCGCGGAAAUUCAGAGCCUGCUGGACCGCCUCUCCGCAUCCCGCCGCUUUGGCACGCCGGAGAAGUCGCAGUGGCUCCUUCCCCUCCAUUCAUCCGUCUCGCCGAGCGAGCAGAGACGCGCGUUCCAAACACCUCCUCCAGGCAUCCGAAAGGUGGUGGUGGCGACCAACAUCGCGGAGACGAGCAUCACGAUCCCGGACGUCGUCGUGGUGAUUGACAGCGGCCGCCAGAAGGAGCAGCGCUACGACGCCAAGCGCGGCAUGGCGUCCCUCGUCGAGGCCUGGGUCUCCAAGGCGAACGCGCGACAGCGCGCCGGCCGGGCGGGCCGCGUCCGGCCCGGGACGUGCUUCACGCUGUACACGCGGCGACGGCUGGAGUCGCAGAUGCGGCCCUUCCAGGCACCCGAAAUGGCGCGCGUGCCGCUCGCGGAGCUGUGCCUGCAGGUCAAGCUGCUCAAGCUGGGGACCGCGGGCGAAGUGCUGGCCAAGGCCAUAGAGCCGCCGAAGGCAGAGUCGGUCGAGGCGGCGGUGGGGUCCCUGCGGGAGGUGGGCGCUCUGGACGAGAAGGAAGAGCUGACGCCGCUGGGGCACCACCUGGCAGCACUCCCAGUCGACGCGCGCAUAGGAAAGAUCAUGAUCUACGGAGCCAUCUUCGGCUGCCUCUCGCCGGCCCUGACCGUUGCCGCGUGCCUCAGCUACAAGUCGCCUUUUGUCACGCCUAGCGAUCAGAAGGAUGCAGCGGAGCAGGCACGGACGAGCCUGGCAGCCCCGGCCGUCCGGGGAGAGCGCCCAGGGAUUGCCUCCGGGCAGCAGUCGGACCACUUGGCCAUGGUGGCCGCGUAUGAGGGGUGGAGGCGGGCGGUCGGGACGGGCGGGGCGCCGGGCAAGCGGGCGGGGCGAGAGCACUGCAGGAAGCACUUUUUGAAUCAACAGACCCUGGAGAUGCUCGCGGACAUGCGCGCGCAGUUUGCGACGCUCCUGGCCGACAUCGGCUUCGUAGCGGACGCGACCGACUCGGGGGCCGGGCGCGGGCGGCGACGCGACGCUGCUCAGCUGGCGGAUGACGUCAGCAGGCCGUGGAACGCGCACGCGACGCACCCGGCUGUGAUCAAGGCUGUGUUGUGCGCUGGCCUGUACCCGCACGUGGCGGCCAUUGACAAGGACAGCCUGGCAGCAGGGCACGGGCUGACGGGCAGUGGGAAAAGGCCCCGCUGGACGGAUGGGCACGUGGAGGUGGCGAUUCACCCCUCCAGCGUAAACCACAUGGUCACCGAGUUCAAGCGGCCUUUCCUAGUGUUCCACGAAAAGGUCCGGACCACCCGCGUCUUCCUCCGGGACUGUACGGUCGUCUCCCCAUAUGCGUUGCUGCUCUUUGGGGGCCCCGUAAUGGUGCUGCACCAGGAAGGGCGCAUCGUGGUCGACGGCUGGCUGGACAUGAACGCGCCAGCACAGACUGCGGUCCUCUUUAAGGAACUGCGGAAGAAACUCGACGCCUUCUUGGUCGGCAAAGUCGACCGGAAGAGGUCGUCAACGGCGUCCUUCGACAAAGAGCUGAUGGAAUCUUUAGCUCGGCUCUUGAUUGACGAGGACAAGCCGUCGAUAUGACGCUGUCAGAGCGGGGAAUUGAAAAAUUGAGGCGUAAGGCCGGUCGCCUCUGUGCUUUACACAACAUGGCCAUUGUUUGAAUCAAAAUCGCGACCCUCGCGUGUCACGGUG